This is a messenger RNA of Saccoglossus kowalevskii, 402 nucleotides long. RefSeq names its product late histone H2A.1. Gene Ontology annotation, molecular function: structural constituent of chromatin; DNA binding; protein heterodimerization activity. NCBI's taxonomy places the organism in Eukaryota, Metazoa, Hemichordata, Enteropneusta, Harrimaniidae. Gene Ontology annotation, cellular component: nucleosome. The record is from RefSeq and is a predicted model, not a curated record.
AUGUCUGGUCGUGGAAAAGGUAAAGCAAAGGGAACCAAGUCAAAGACUCGUUCAAGCCGUGCCGGUCUACAGUUCCCCGUCGGUAGAGUGCAUCGAUUCCUGCGUAAAGGCAACUACGCCGAAAGAGUUGGUGCCGGCGCACCAGUGUAUUUAGCCGCCGUUCUCGAGUAUUUAGCCGCAGAAAUCCUCGAGUUGGCUGGUAACGCCGCCCGCGACAACAAGAAAUCAAGAAUCAUUCCACGACAUUUGCAGCUGGCCGUGAGAAACGACGAAGAAUUGAACAAAUUGAUGUCCGGUGUCACCAUUGCACAGGGCGGGGUACUGCCAAACAUUCAGGCUGUACUUUUGCCAAAGAAGACUGGGUCACACGCCAAGAAGACCUCGCAGUCGCUCGAAUAUUAA